AUCUUAAACAGAAACUUAUUCAGAAGGCGACAUUACCGUAGGCUCUGUUUAAAACAAGUAUGCAUGUAAAUAUAAGUUCUUCAUUGUCAAGCAUUUAUGUUUAUCUUUUAUCUUCUUUAGAAAUGCCUGAAUGCAAUGUCGAUACAAAGAAAGUCAACUUAUAGCAGGGGUAUCAGCUAAGAGAUUUAUAAAAAGCAGGGCAGGAAUAAACUUUUCACCUUUUCAUCACUCUCAUUUAACAGAUCGAAACACAUUUUUAAAGGAGCCAACCGCAGCAGGUUUCGGUUUGACUCAGUUUGAUGUUGAGCUACAAGGUGUGUUUGGUGAGUCGGUGUCAGUGACGGAGGGAGAUCCUGUGACUCUAAACACUGGUGUUAUUAAAAUAGCAAAAGACAACGACAUUCUGUGGAAAUUCGGAGCUGAAAAGACUCUCAUUGCUAAAAUGAAUAAAACUAAACACAUCUCCAUAUUUAAUGGUACUGAUGGAAUAUUCAGAGGCAGACUGAAGCUGGACAAUCAAACUGGAUCUCUGACCAUCACGAACAUCUCAACUCAACACGCUGGACUCUAUUAUGUAGAUAUUAGUGGACCAGAACUGACAUCAAAGGAAUUCAAUGUUUCUGUCUAUGCUCUGCUUGUUCCUGUCAUCAUCAGUAACUUUUCAUACUGUUUGUCAUCUUCAUCACCAUCAUCAAACUGUUCGUUGUUGUGUUCGGUGGUGAACGUGGGUCAUGUGAUAAAUAUGACUCUCUCCUGGUACAAAGGAAACAGUUUAUUGUCCAGCAUCAGUGUGUCUGAUCUCAGCAUCAGUCUCUCUCUACCUCUGGAGGUGGAAUAUCAGGAUAAAAACACCUACAGCUGUGUGAUCAACAACCCCAUCAGAAACCAGACCACACAUCUGGACUUCAGCAGACUCUGUCACACGUGUUCAGAUCAGGGCUUAUCUUUAUUGUACAAAGUGCUGAUCUCCACUGCUGCUGCUGGAUGUCUGUUGAUCCUGGCUGCAGUCGGGAUGUACUGUUUCUGCACUAGAAAAAAAGUCAUGAUCAACGAGAUCUAUGAAAAUGCUUCAACACUGCCUAAACCAAAACCAAAAAAAACGAAAUCACAGGAUCAGCUGUAUGCCAAUACCAGGCUAAUAAAUCAGCAAUGUUGAAAUAAAUGUUAGAGCUCAUCGGACACGACUCAAACGUCUUGGUUCGCAUUCAUUCUCUGCAAAGAUGGCUCUCUGUAUGAAGAUUUCAGUUUUGUUUUUUUUUUCUCUCUACUGGCAUAUAUACGUGAACUUCAUGGCCUAUUAAAACGUAUCUCACCCUUCACCGUGUUCUGCCUCUAUCACUGUAUAGUCCUAGUUAAAUAAAUGUACAUUUGAAUAUGGAUUGUGUUAUAAAAAUAAGAAAAACAAACAGCACAACGUUUCCAUGUAACAUGUAUUUUGUGGCGCAGCUCGUCCUAUUUUCGCCUGCUCGAGGGCGCUAAACUUAAAACAUAAAGCUAGGUUUUAAUAAGGUACUUUACACAAACGACCUAUAGCUAUAGUGUUUAUAUAGUGUCACGCGGGUGGUACUUAAUAGUAGGCUAACAUACACUUAUAUACACCAGCAACAUUAAUAUGCACCCUUAAGGAGUCAGUAAGAUCCCUUUUAAGGUCUCACUCCACCACUGCCCACAGCGGCCCAACACAGACGGAAAGCCUGAGUCAGCCCUAAAAACAGAGCCAGCGGAUAUAACCACCACUCAGCUAUUCUUCGCCAAAGAGCCUAUAUUAAAAAUCAGC
Messenger RNA from Puntigrus tetrazona (Sumatra barb), 1777 nucleotides. RefSeq names its product SLAM family member 5-like. The transcript is spliced from 6 exons. Bases 131 to 1156 code for a protein of 341 amino acids. NCBI's taxonomy places the organism in Eukaryota, Metazoa, Chordata, Actinopteri, Cypriniformes, Cyprinidae. The record is from RefSeq and is a predicted model, not a curated record.